Molecule: messenger RNA, 1015 nt
Organism: Entrophospora candida
Lineage: Eukaryota; Fungi; Glomeromycota; Glomeromycetes; Entrophosporales; Entrophosporaceae
Source: the annotation of a GenBank genome assembly
AGAUGACGGAAGUGACUAUUCGUCAAUAUCAAUUAAAACAUUUGUAUCUGCUGUAGCAAGACAUCUAGCAAAUAAUAGUGUUAUUGACAGGAUUGAUAUUUAUAACAAACAGAUCUUUAAAAAAUUGUGGGAAGUUAUUGAUGGUAAGCUUCGGCAUCUUGAUGAAUUAGGUAAUGGAGAAGGCCAUGGCUCAGAUUCUUUUACCAAAAGCGAAAUUAUCAGCAUUCUUCAACAUCCUUAUACUAGCAAAACAAAUCCUAUAGAUGGUUCUUUUGAAGUGCUGAUAUAUUUAUCUAAAGCUAACCAAAGAGGACUUUCGGGUGGACUUGCUGAUAAGUUGUUGAUUCCUUAUGAUAAAGAAAUAAUGGAUGACUAUGAUUUAUAUUUUUCCAAAAGACCCAAAAAUGCAGAACCAGCAUUUUAUCUACAUCCUGUUAAAGGAGACAAAGAAUGGACUUUAUUAGAUCAUUGGUAUCAAUCAACACAUAUUGGCCAAACAAAACUAAAAUCAUGGUUGAAAAAUAUAGCCAUUCAGAGUGGUAUUGAUUUGAGUAAUAGAAAAAUAACUACACAUUCUGGCAGAAAAACUUUAAUUCGAAAUCUUAAAGAAAAUGUUGGUGCUACAGAUAUUGAAACCAUGUCAAUUUCCAGACAUAAAUCAUUAAAAGGAUUAGCUAGUUAUGAAAGAUCCAAAGACAAGUUGCAAGUUAAUAGUAUGAAGCGACUAAUAAAUAUACUAAACACACAAGAAGAAAAUUCUAUUUCAACCACACCACCCAAUGGAUUUUCAUCAAUUAUUUCUACACCUACGUCUGACCAAGACCUUGAUUACAAUUCUUCAUCAAAUUCUAUCUCUAUUUCAUCUCCAAUAACAUCGUCUAAUACUCCUUCAACAAUAUCUAUUAAUUCUCUUCCAGCAAAUUCUACUACUACACCAAUUUUUAAAACUGCUAAAACAUUAUUACAAGAAUCUCAAACAUUAAAUAUAAAUAGUAAUUUGGAGGAUUUUUUAAAA